This is a messenger RNA of Paralichthys olivaceus (Japanese flounder), 783 nucleotides long. The record is from RefSeq and is a predicted model, not a curated record. Lineage: Eukaryota; Metazoa; Chordata; Actinopteri; Pleuronectiformes; Paralichthyidae.
CCCAACAUGCCCCAGCAGAGGUCAGACCAGCACCACCCGCAGGGCACGCCCACCAUGAUGCACCCAGUGACGGCAGCCGGACCACCUAUUGUAGCACAGAGCCCCGCCUAUUCUGCCCAGUACUUCACCUGCAGCCCGCAGCAGUUCACCAGUCAGCCGCUGGUCCAGCAGAUGACUCACUACCAGUCGCAGGCGCAGCAUGUGUUUAGUCCAGUAAUGCAGGGGACUGCCAGGAUGAUGGGGCCACCCACACAUGGCCAACCCAGCCUCGUCUCUUCUUCAACUACACAGUACCCAGAGCAGACACACACCAUGUAUGUGUCUCAAGGGCCGAUGCAGCAGUACACCCACCCCAGUGCCACUUUGCACCCUCACCCACAGCACCCGCAGCCCUCUGCCACGCCUACAGGCCAAGGCCAGCAGGGUGGUCCCCCACAGCAUGGGGGUCCUCCCAACCAUCCAGCAGCCAGCCCAGUCCAGCACCCACAACACCCGCAGGCAGCUGCAGCUGCAGCAGCAGCCCAGGCCCUCCACAUGGCCAACCAGCCUCCACAGCAGCAGAUGUACUCAGCCUUGGCCCCCACGCCCCCCUCCAUGACCCCAGGGCCCAACCCUCAGUCUCCCCAGGCAUCGUUCCCCUCUGCCCAGCAGACCGUCUAUAUCCACCCGCAGCAGGUGCAGCACGGCUACAACCACAACCACAUGGCACACGUGCAGCAGGUAGGUCACAACCUACGAUCAGCUGGCUGGAGACGACAUCCACCGUAGCUCUGGCCAAGUAAU